Molecule: messenger RNA, 1742 nt
Organism: Trichomycterus rosablanca
Lineage: Eukaryota; Metazoa; Chordata; Actinopteri; Siluriformes; Trichomycteridae
Gene: trim63b
Product: tripartite motif containing 63b
Exons: 1
Coding region: 81-1094 (337 amino acids)
Biological process (GO): protein ubiquitination
Cellular component (GO): cytoplasm
Molecular function (GO): zinc ion binding; ubiquitin protein ligase activity
Source: RefSeq, a predicted model, not a curated record
UGCUUGCCCCAUGUUUCCAUAAUUACCACAGUUACUGAAGACAGCAAUAGACACCAUACUUUUCCAAAGCAGACGCAGCAAUGGACAUCCAGAGGAACAGCUCCUUGGGGUCACCUAGCUCCAUGGAGAGUUUGGAAAAGCAACUUAGUUGUCCAAUCUGUUUAGAUAUGUUCACCAAGCCUGUGGUGAUCCUUCCGUGCCAGCAUAACCUGUGCCGUGGAUGCGCCAGCGAUCUUUACGACUCACGAAACCCUUACAGAUUUUCAGGCGGUGUCUUUAGAUGUCCCACAUGUCGUUUCGAGGUUGUUCUUGAUCGCCAUGGUGUACAUGGACUUCAAAGGAAUCUUUUAGUAGAGAACAUUAUUGACAUCUACAAACAGCAGCAAGAAGGUGGAGGUGGUGGAACCCCAACAGCUCCUGUAAAACCAAAAGUCUCUACUGGACUAAUGUGUGAGGAACACAAAGAUGAAAAGAUCAACAUCUACUGCAUGAAUCAUCAGGUUCCUACUUGCUCCAUGUGUAAAGUGUUCGGUCAGCACAAGGACUGUGAGGUUUCCCCCCUUGCCAGUGUUUAUCAGGCUCAGAAGGCAGAGUUGAGCAACGCCAUAGAUGUGCUGGUUGCAGGCAAUGGGGGACUUCAAACUCUUCUAAACCAAAUGGAUGACACCUGCAAAGCUGUUCAGGAUAAUGCCCAGCAUGCCAAGCAAAAGCUUGGCGAGUGCUUUGACUCUCUGUAUGCUGCACUGGAGGACCGGAAGAAUGUCCUUAUGGAGCUUAUUAGCAAGGAGCAGGAUGAGAAGGUGGCUGCCUUGAGAAGGCUAGCCAGGCGUUACGGAGACCGUCUACAGGCAGGCACAGAGCUCACUGAUACAGCUGUUCGUGUCCUCGAGCAAAGCAGCGCUGCAGAGUUCCUACAGACCUCCAAGGGUCUUAUCGCACAGACAAAGGAGGUCGCCAAGAGUUCCCUGGCUGAGGAAAGACCUGAGCCUGGUUUUGAGAGAAUGGACCAUUUUUCUGUUUCAACAGACCACCUAGAGGCGUUGUUUUCCAAGAUGGACUUUGGAGCAGAAAAUGAUCACGAUGAAGAAGACUGAAAGAAACUGGGUGGAAAAGGGCUGUCAAAAAUUUCAUUUUAUUUCCCCUCCCAAUUUUCAUUUUAAAUCCCCUUUCCCUCUGUUAGGUUUUGAAAAAUCUAUUUUCUGUGCUACAAUUGGCUAGUAGUUCUUACAAGCAGAUUGACAAUACAUUGACUCAUGUAUAUCAUUAUUGUAAAUAGAGAACAGAAUAAGAACUUAACCAGCACCUUAUUUGAUUUGAUUACAGCCGUAUCCAGACAAAACAACUAUUUUUAGCCUCAUGUUUUGGUUAUGUUAUGUCCCCCCACAUGUUUGUCAGUGUGUGUUGCUCUGUGUUUGUGUGAUUGCAGAGGAAAAUAAACAGAUUAUCAAGAGCGCACGUCAGUGUAAACAUAUUUUUUAAAUGCUGACAUUUAUUAAAAUGUUACCAAAAUAAUGUCCCAUUAUAAAUGUUUUGGAAUUUUCUCGGCAGUCCUAGACAAAACAAUUUUUGUUAAUAGAUACUAUCAACACAUGCUGCAAGCAACAUGAUAUGAAGAGGACUUGGUGCCAUUUUUUAUACUUUUGUAUUGUAAGUGUUGCAUUAGAAUUGUCUGCUUGUCUAAUUAAAUACUGAACAUGUAGCCUUUACUCAACUACUUGAAUGUGAAUAAAUAAUGUGAGUAA